GAACCAACCAGUAGCCCUAUUCUUAUUUUAAUCAUUGUUGUGGCGUUAAGAAUUAGAGUUCUUUUAAAAGAUGUACCUAAGCAAUAAACUUAACGAUUUUGUAGUGACAUCUACAAAAUAAAAGGUUCAUCAGGCACAUUUGUUAAAUGUCUUUAUUCACUGUCUAGUAAGUUAAUUUCGAUAAAUUAAAAUGCCAUUUCAGUUCAACAAUCAGUCUAUUGGGGGAAAUGGCGUACUACCACCCUCUGGACCCCCAGGGUUCGUUAGCAGCGGUGAUCCGAACGAUUUCCCAUUGUUCACUACCGCUGGAAUGAACGAUACACCACUCGAAUUCUCAAUCAACAGAAACAAGUCGUCGUCUGCCCGAUCCUUGGUUGAUGACAAGGAUGAUUCCAGUCAAAGUCCCACUGACAAACGGGAACGUCGACGGUCUGAUCAUCGUAGAGACAGAGAUCGUAGAGAUACCGAGAAAUCCAGAGACGACUCUGAUUCAAAUAUGUCCAAUUCACAAGAUGUCAUUCAGAUACAAAACAAUUCAGGAACAAUUGGGCCCAACAUGUGGGGUGGAAUGAUGGGAAUGAGUUACCAAAUGGUGGGCAUGAACAUGAUAGUCGAUCCAAACAUGAUGUCAAUGAACAACUAUGGUAUGAUGCCCCCAUUGAUGGCCCCCGAUCCAAACAUGCUCGCCCCUGAUCCGGCAGCUAUGAUCAUGAACCCCGUCAAAGAAAUAAUCCACUGCAAGUCAUGCACUUUGUUUCCGCCGAACCCUAACGCUCCGCCGCCGACAACGCGCGAACGCCCUCCGGGCUGUCGCACCAUAUUUGUGGGCGGUCUACCGGAGAACAUGACUGAAGAGAUCAUCACCGAAGUGUUCGAACGUUGCGGUGAAAUAACCACGUUGCGACUAAGCAAAAAAAACUUCUGUCACAUACGGUUCGUCUACGAGACAUCCGUGGAUGCAGCCAUUUUUUUGUCCGGCUAUCGAAUCCGCAUUGGAUCGAACUCGGACGCGCCCAACACCGGAAGACUGCACGUCGAUUAUGCACAGGCAAGAGAUGACCAGUACGAAUGGGAGUGCAGACAGAGGCAGUUGCAGAGGGAGCAGAGACAUAGGGAACGGAUGGAGGAGGAACGACUACGGCCGCCGUCGCCACCGCCCGUCGUUCACUAUACGGAUCACGAAUGCGCCGCGGUUUCGGAGAAGAUCAAGCAGGACGAUUCGUUCACCAAGGCUGUCCAGAUCGUAAUAACAUGGUUGGAAAGAGGCGACUGCAAUAAAAGAAACGCCAACAAUUUCUAUUCGAUGAUCCAGUCCACGAAUUCACACGUACGUCGCUUGCUCACCGAAAAAACCACCUAUGAGGAUGAGUUAAAAAAAGCGAGGGAAAUUAUGAAAGGGCGAAUGCAGGGCAUUUUGCUACAGUUCAGUCAAAUUGAGCGGUUGUUCACGGCUGCCUGCCACAAGAAAGUCUGGGACCAUUUCACCAAAGCUCAGAGAAAGAAUAUCGAGGCUUGGAAAAAGCAGUCGAUGGAGAUAAAAAAUGUUCAGAUCGACGACAUUCCCAACGAGAGGGCGGACGACGAGAUGGACGUUUCCGACGAAGACGAACCUUCCAAAAAGAAGCACAGAUUUGAGGCUGCUGUCGAAGAAAAGUACACACUCAAGGAAGAGAACGACAACCUCAGGUGUCAAAUGGAGGCCUACAAAAACGAAGUGGAAGUGUUGAAGAGCGACUACAAAAAAGACAUGGAAGACAAAGAUAAACAGUUGAAAAUGCUCCAACAAACUCUACAGGGAAUGCAACAGCAAUUGAUCGAGGCAAAAAAGAGGCAUAGCGAAGAAGAAUCUCGAGUGAGGGACCUGCAGGCGAAACUAACCAAAUCCGAGACGAAAAUCAAGCCGAUCGUAGACAAAGAAAUUAUCACUUUGGACGACAGCGAAAACGAACAAGUCGACACGCCGAGUGUGACGACGGAAAGUUCUACGACUGAAUCGGUUGCGGCUUUACACGACAACGAUGCCAAAUUAGUGGGAAUCAUUUCCGCGUUCUUGAACGUUCAUCCGUUCGGUGCCGGUUUAGAUUAUAUUUGGUCAUACGUGAGUAAAAUCGAAUCGAAUUUGAGACCGUCUCAGAUCGAAUCUCUGAUGAGCCGUUUUCCGACUGUGUUUAAACAGGAAUUAGUGGGAAUCGGGGCAAACAUCGAACGAAGAUGGAUCUUUAUUGCGUUCAAUUCGAAUACAAAUUGUAUUUAGGAAAAUGAAUUUCGUAAUUUUUUUAAGGACGUCUUUUAUUCAUCUGACAGUUUUUGUUGAUAGACUAGCAGCGAAUAUUAUUUAUUGUGAUUGUGAUUGAUCUUUACUUUUUUUUGAGAAAUUGUUAUAUAUUUUAGACGAAUAAUAAACAUGUUAAAACUUA
Molecule: messenger RNA, 2417 nt
Organism: Aethina tumida (small hive beetle)
Lineage: Eukaryota; Metazoa; Arthropoda; Insecta; Coleoptera; Nitidulidae
Product: ecto-NOX disulfide-thiol exchanger 2
Exons: 9
Coding region: 191-2254 (687 amino acids)
Biological process (GO): ultradian rhythm
Cellular component (GO): external side of plasma membrane; plasma membrane
Molecular function (GO): RNA binding; protein-disulfide reductase activity
Source: RefSeq, a predicted model, not a curated record